AUGGCAGCUGCAUAUCCGGCAUUAAAGGAUCGCGAAAUUGGCCAUACAAUCUGCCUUUUCGACGUGGAUGGAACUCUCACAUAUCCACGCGGGGAAGCCACCCCUGAAAUGCUUUCUCUCCUUCAUGCCCUCCGCCAAAAAGUAGCAAUCGGUUUCGUCGGCGGUUCCGACCUAGUAAAACAACAAGAACAACUCGGCGCUCCAGCCAAAACCAACGUAACCGCGCUCUUCGACUUCUGCUUCUCAGAAAACGGCCUCACGGCUUACAAACUCGGCGAGCCCCUCGCAACACACUCAUUCAUUUCCUGGCUGGGCGAGUCAAAAUUCAAAGAGCUCGUUAAUUUCAUACUGCAUUAUAUUGCGGAUCUGGAUAUUCCUAUAAAGCGCGGCACGUUUGUGGAGUUUCGGAAUGGAAUGAUCAAUGUUAGUCCAAUUGGGAGGAAUGCGAGUACGAAGGAGAGGGAUGAGUAUCAGGUGUACGAUUUGGAACAUAAGAUCCGCGAGACGUUUGUGGGUGUGCUGAGAGAGAAAUUUGGGCAUUUGGGGUUGACAUAUUCAAUUGGAGGACAAAUUUCAUUCGAUGUCUUCCCUACAGGCUGGGACAAGAGGUACUGUUUACAGCAUCUUGAGAAGGAGGCCAAGCAGCCUGGUGGAGUCGAAUACACAACUAUCCACUUCUUUGGAGAUAAGACGGAAGUGGGCGGAAACGACCACGAGAUUUACAAUGAUCCAAGGACGAUUGGACAUUCAGUGAAGGAUUUUGAGGAUACGAUGAGUCAGGUCAGAAAGCUAUUUAAUUUAUGA
Molecule: messenger RNA, 804 nt
Organism: Cadophora gregata
Lineage: Eukaryota; Fungi; Ascomycota; Leotiomycetes; Helotiales; Ploettnerulaceae
Gene: SEC53
Product: Phosphomannomutase
Exons: 3
Coding region: 1-804 (267 amino acids)
Biological process (GO): protein N-linked glycosylation; mannose metabolic process; GDP-mannose biosynthetic process
Cellular component (GO): cytosol
Molecular function (GO): phosphomannomutase activity
Source: RefSeq, a predicted model, not a curated record